Messenger RNA from Acanthamoeba castellanii str. Neff, 1773 nucleotides. Its product is annotated as signal recognition particle 68 kDa protein. Gene Ontology annotation, biological process: SRP-dependent cotranslational protein targeting to membrane. Bases 1 to 1773 code for a protein of 590 amino acids. Lineage: Eukaryota; Discosea; Longamoebia; Acanthamoebidae. Gene Ontology annotation, molecular function: signal recognition particle binding; 7S RNA binding; endoplasmic reticulum signal sequence receptor activity. Gene Ontology annotation, cellular component: signal recognition particle, endoplasmic reticulum targeting. The transcript is spliced from 9 exons. The record is from RefSeq and is a predicted model, not a curated record.
AUGGAGGCCAACAAAUCGAGCAGCACCCAGGAUCAGGCGGUGGCGACUACGCCUGCUGUGGAGCAGACGAAGCCUGCCACCCCUAAACACGAAUUUUCCAUCGAUCUGUUGAACAUGACAAAGGCAGCCCAGAUCCAGCAUGGCCUGCGUCAUGGGGACUACGCGCGCUACAGGCAGUACUGCGCUCGUAGACUCACGCGAUUGCGCAAGACUCUGGGCUUCACCCACGGCAAGGGCCGUUUCACCCAGAAGCGAUUGAAUGUACAGCAGGUCACCCAACAAAAGCAUCUGCUGCUCCCCUUGAUGAGCGCCGAGAGGUCGUGGAGUCUUGCGAUGGAGCUGAAGGAGCAGCAGGACAACCCGCGCGCCCGAUUCCACAUGCUGCGCCGGCUCAAGAAGGCGGUCAAGUCGUGCAACGAGCUGGUCGCCCUCUGCGCCGAGACGGCCGACGACAAGACCAAGCUCGAGGCCGAGGCCUACGCCUCCUGGAUGACCGGCAACCUCCGCCUCGAGGAGGAGGACUGGGCUCAGGCCCUCGACAGCUUCACCCGCGCCAGGACGAUCUACGACAACCUGAGCAAGGUGGGCGAUGCCGACACCCAGGAGACGUUCAAGGUGCGGGUGCAGGAGAUCGACCCCACGAUCCGAUUCUGCAACUACAACCUCUCCCAAGGCGAGGACCUCAGCGGCAUCCGCGGCACCGCUGCCGCCCAGGGCGCCUCCUCCGACGUGCUCCUCCAGGCCAAGCUCGACAAAGUCCUCACCGACCUCAGGAAGAAGCAAGGCGAGGCCAUGCGGGAGGUGACCUGGAAUGGCAAGACCGUGCCCAUCAAGAAUGACAAGCUGCGGGAGCUGGUCCUGUCGGCGCAGGACAAUAUCUUUGAGAUCGAGAAGCUGGACUCGCUGGAGGCCAAGCUGGAGCUCUACGACAAGACGUUCAUCAUCUACAACGACGCGCUCAACAUCCUCCGGGACGAGCUGCGGCAGUUCCAGGGCUCCAAGAAGAACGUCAAGACUGAGAGCCAGGAGUCGGACCUGCGCUUCCUCUUUGACUUUGUGAGCCACACCAAGCUCUCCCGCACCGUCGACCGUAACCUGCUCCUCGUCUCCUCGCUCACGGGCAAGGCCGAAACCAAAGAUCCCAAGCAGAGGACGCCCGGCCCGAAGGAGAUCAUCAAGCUGUACGACACCAUCAUCCAGAACGUGAACGAAAUGAGCGAACUGAGGGACUCGGAGGACGAGGAGUAUCACAAGAGCAUCGCCGCCAAGCUCCUCACAUUCAAGGCCUUCAGGUGCUUCUAUGUGGCCCAUUCGUACUAUAACGCCUCCAAGUGGCCCGAGACGCUGGCCCUCCUCCAGCGAACAAUCGACUACACCAAGUCGGCCCUCGACCAUCACGACAAAUGCUCGCCUCCCUCCACCGAGGACAUCAAGUCACUCAAGGUUCUGCAGGGAAGGGUCAAGGGCAAGCGUGCGGCCUCGCAGGCCAAGGCGUUUGCCGAGUCGCAGCCGCAGGCCGAGACGCAAACCGACGCGGCCGGCGACAAGGAGAAGACGACGAAGGAGGGGCAGGCCGUGCUCAACCUGGACGCGUUCGAUCUGGACCCGCGCAGGGUCAAGGAGGGCAACCUCAUCGACUUCCCGCCCGACUUCGAGGCCAUCCCGUGCAAGCCCGUCCUCUUCGAUCUGGCGCUCUCGGCCGUCGAGUUCCCCGACCUCAGCGAGAGGAGGAAGACCAAGGCCAAGGGCUUCUUUGGCUUCUGGAGGUCGUAG